Messenger RNA from Lizanozyma spartinae, 987 nucleotides. Its product is annotated as phosphoglycerate mutase family protein. Gene Ontology annotation, cellular component: cytoplasm. Gene Ontology annotation, molecular function: phosphatase activity. Bases 1 to 987 code for a protein of 328 amino acids. The transcript has a single exon. NCBI's taxonomy places the organism in Eukaryota, Fungi, Ascomycota, Pichiomycetes, Serinales, Debaryomycetaceae. The record is from RefSeq and is a predicted model, not a curated record.
AUGACCGUGUCUCUUUUGAUUUCAAAUGAAUGCGACUACCUUGAUGCGCACGGCGACCAGGAUCAAGUAUUGCGGUACAAGAAAUACCAAGCUGAACGUAUGAAUGAUCCAAAACUUAGUAAAGAAUAUCCAUGGACAUUUGAAGUUGUUGAUGGGAUUUUCCAGCAAUCUGAUUCUUCCACUGAAGAUCGGACUUUUAGCUAUGUUGAAAAUAACUUUGGUCGAUUAAAGUCAUGGCAAGAGAUCUCCGACACAUUGGAUUCUCUCAAUGCGAACGCUGCUUCCAAUGUAUCAUACAAGUUGAUCUUUUGUGCCAGACAUGGCCAAGGCUAUCAUAACUAUAUUGUUGAGAAAUAUGGUUUGGAACAAUGGCAUGCCAAGUGGCAUUGUCUUGGUACUGAUGGAGAAGUUACCUAUGGACCUGAUGCUAUGCUUACCGAAUUAGGUAUGAACCAAGCUAAAGAGAAUCAUCAGGCAUGGAAGAAGGAACUUGCAUUAGGAGCUCCUAUUCCUGAUGCCUUUUAUGUAUCUCCAUUACAACGAUCAUCUUGGACAUUACAGAUGACUUGGGAUGGAUUGAGACCUCAAGAGAAGCAGCCAAUAGUCACUGAAAAUUUACGGGAAACUUUGGGUGUAAAUCUUUGUGAUAAGAGAUCAACUAGACUGGUGAUUGAAUCUAGAUUUAAACCACAUGGGUUUGUAAUUGAAGAAGGAUUUUCAGAAGAAGAUAAAUUAUGGCUUCCUGAUUAUCGAGAAGAAUAUUUCGAACAGAGUAUCCGAGUUGAUCAGUUUUUACAAUCGUUAUUUAAUCGUGAAUGGGAUGAGAAAUCGAACCUGAUUAUUAAACAGAACCAACAUAAGGUAGUUUCAACCACUUCACACGCCGGAACCAUUAGAGGAUUUAUUACUGUACUUGGUCAUCGUCCUUUUACAAUUUCCACCGGAGGCAUGAUUCCUAUAUUUGUGAAAGCCACUAGACACAUUUAA